AAUAUUUGCCUAUAAUUAUCACUUCUGUAAUCGCUGUGAAAAUUGCUUGUAGUGGAACGUUAACCAGUUUUGCCUUUUGUAUCUAUAAAAGAUGUAUGAAAUGAAAGAUACUUCCAAUAGGGUCAUCUUGGAUUUCCACAAAAUGUUCAACUUGAUAUUGUUAACUGCCUUCGUGGCCGUUGGUUUCAGUUUGCCUGCAAAUUACACGAGUGGGUCAGGAACCCUUCUAGAGCACCCUGCUCCAGUUAACAAAGAUGUUAUGAUUAGUUCCAAAGCUGCAGACGCAAUUAUGUCAUCAAAUGUCUUAGAUAUGGAAAAAAUGUCACUGAACGUCGGACGCAAGAUCCACGCUGAAUCCAUUAUGUCUCAGUGCAACAACUCAGAUGAUCGUGAUAAGUGCAAAACGUUGCAUGCAGCGGAAGGUUUCCCCAAAAGAAAUAACGACGUUCCAGAGGCGAAAUCACAGUCAGAAAGAUCUGUACGAGUACUUACAGAGGUUGGCUUGCAUGAUACACAUGAAAAGUUAAUGAAACUUGAGCAAGGGAAGAACGCAACGCCCAAAGCACAGGAAAGCGCAUCUGAAACUUCGAGUGAAAAAUCAUCGUUAGCUCAAGGCGCAAAUGCUGGUAUGUCUGCGAAACCUAAGCUUGAUUCAUCCGCUGUCCUUAAAUCCGCAUCAACCACGAAAUCACAUUAUACUUUUAUUCACCCAAUUCCAGUUUCCGAACUUUUCAAUAGAAGAAACAAGCCAAAGUCACGACGGGAUGUAAAGCCGUCCAACACAUUAAACUCGAAUUUGAAUAUCCAAAUUAAAUAAAAAAUACAUUUCGAUACGACAGAGUCUAUACAUAUGUAAAUAUAUGCUCGUAUAUUUGUCGGGCAGUUUUUAAGUCAUUAGUUCGUAGAGUAUUAUGCUAACGAUAUAUAUUAAUAUAUACGUACAUGAAAAAAAAGUACACUUGAUAGAUUUUUAAAAUAAAGUAAAGGUUUAUUUUCGAAAAGCA
Messenger RNA from Hermetia illucens (black soldier fly), 1004 nucleotides. RefSeq lists its product as uncharacterized. Bases 92 to 817 code for a protein of 241 amino acids. NCBI's taxonomy places the organism in Eukaryota, Metazoa, Arthropoda, Insecta, Diptera, Stratiomyidae. The record is from RefSeq and is a predicted model, not a curated record. The transcript is spliced from 3 exons.